GAUUGGCAUUAUCACGAUGAAGUUUUUGCUUCUCAUAAUUGUGACACUUCCAACCUCAAAUGCUCAACACAGAUUAGGGAAUAGGCCCAGUUAUGGUGGCUACGGAUAUCCCGGGCAGCUACCUUAUGGUUAUCAACCCCAAUAUGGUUACCCUUACCGAUACCCUUAUUAUGGCUAUCGCGCACCUGGCGCUAACUAUCGGCCAGGUCCAUACACUCCAUUCACCCCUCAACCAUUACAACCUACAACAACACAACCGACACAACCAACACAACAAUGCGCUGGUCCAUGCGUGAACGGUUUAUGUCCUGAAGGUUAUGCUUGCAAUGCUGGCAAUACGUGCUGCAGAGUCGGAAUGUAAUACGAUGAAAUGCACUGCCUAUAUUCUCGCCUACGUUCCGAGUAUCUCGUGUUCUUGAUUGAUUUUAAUAAAAUGUGCAGUCCAAGCUGAAGCUUGGUUCCAAAACCUUCGAAUUAACUUG
This is a messenger RNA of Cylicocyclus nassatus, 482 nucleotides long. The record is from the annotation of a GenBank genome assembly. NCBI's taxonomy places the organism in Eukaryota, Metazoa, Nematoda, Chromadorea, Rhabditida, Strongylidae.